UCUUAUAUUGUUCAUUAUUAUCUAAAACCAAAAGCCAUGGAAGUGGAGAUAAUAUCAAGUGAAACUAUCAAACCAUCUUCUUUUCCACAAUCUCUUCAUCUAAAAUCCUUCAAACUAUCAGUUCUUGAUCAACUCUCUCCCUUCUCUUACACUUCCCUCGUCUUCUUCUACACUCUCAACAAUGAAGAAUCCAAUUAUGACACUCUCCAUUAUCUUUCCCAACCCCUCAAAACCUCCCUAUCUAAAGCUCUCUCCGACUUCUACCUUCUCGCCGGCACCAUCAAAGACAACAAACAAAUCCUCGCCGAUGGUGUUGGAGCUCUUUAUCGAGUUGCGAGAGUUCACGGUGCCAUGUCUAAGUUUUUUAACCAACCAAGCUUCGAGUCGUUGAGUCAACUCCUCCCUUUUCGAUCUGUACAGAUCAUGCCAUCGUCGACAAUGGAAGCAAUAUGUCCUCAAGUCGCCGUCCAACUCAACGCCUUCAACGGCGGCGGGGUGGCUGUGGGGGUCUGUUUUUUACACAAGAUCAUCGACGGGACAACACUGAGCGGUUUUCUAAGGCGGUGGGCCACGGUGGCCGGAGGGACAGCCGCCGAAGAGAAAGGAGGAGAGGGAGUGGCGGAAUACAAGGCGGGGGCAGAGGCGUUCCCGGGACGAGAUUCAUUAUUUCUGGGAAACUCAUGGCUUUCAAAAGGAUAUUCACCAUUUGUGGGUGAAGGAAUUAGGAUUAAGAGAAGAAGGUUCGUGUUUGAAGGUGAUGCCAUUUUGGAACUUAAAGAGGAAUUAAUGAAAUGGAAAAAUGUGACGAAUCCCACAAGUGUUGAACUGGUUACUGCUUUCAUAUGGAAGUAUAUGAUGAUAGCGGCAAGACAAAGAUCAUCGGGUUCUCAACGAACUUCUUCGGUAUUGACACAUGCAGUCGACCUACGAAGAAGAAUGGCACCACCAUUACCACCAACCUCCAUGGGAAACAUUUUCUGGAGUGCAGUUGCUCAUUACGAUUCAAUGGACGCCGAGAUAGAACUCAGCAAGCUCGUCAAUCUUCUUCGGCAAUCAUUUGCCGAGAUCGACGACAAGUUCAUACAGGAAAUGGAGGGAGAAGAAGGGUUUCAAACAAUUUCAAAAUGGUUCAUGAGGAUGCAAGAGCUUUAUUCUUCAAAGCCAUAUUCGUAUGGAUUUACAAGCUGGAGAAAUAUGGGACUAAACGAAAUCGAUUUCGGGUGGGGAAGACGACCUUCAUGGGUCAGCCUUGCAGGACCUGAAAAUUCAGUGCUGAAAAAUAUUGUUGUUUUGAAGGAAGACACAUUGGGAGAUGGGAUUGAAGCAUGGAUCAUGUUGGAUGAGGAUGAGAUGAACAUAUUGGAAAAUGAUCAACAAUUCCUUGCUUUUGCUUCUCAUAAUCCAACUAUCUAUUUAGGUUAAGUGAGUGAAAUUAUAUAUAUUCACACUCUCUACUCCAUGCCUAAAUUAAGUUUAAUUUUGAGUUGUUAGUAUAUUGUAUUAUUUGUUAAUCAGCUAGUUUUGUGUUGAUCAAGUGUAUUAGAAAAAAUUAUGUGAUAUUUAAAAUUAAAAAGAAAAAAUAGUUUUAGAGGGUAUGAUUUCUGGUGAAGUUGAACUAAAAACUUCAAAAUCACUGUACUUUUACGGAAGUUCAAGAACCCAAUAGCGAGUUUUGACCAAUUUUUUAGUUUUUAACUGAAGUCGAUCAUGAAGAAGAAGAAGAAGAAGAAGAAGAUGGAAGACAGAAUCAGCAUUCUCCCCAAUUGUCUUCUUCAUAAGAUUCUCUGCUUCUUGAACACACAACAGGUUCUACAAACUUGUGUUCUAUCGAAAAGGUGGAAGACCCUUUGGGACUAUAUUCCCGCACUCAACAUCUGUUCCAAACACCACAAGUUUAAACGUGCUUCAAGUGAGCGAGAGAGUUUGUUUAAACGCUUCAUCUUAAGAGUGUUAUCUGAACACUGCUGAACACAAAUGCAGAAGUUGAGAUACUCUGAUUUAUAAUUUGAUGGUGACAAUGUUUAUAAGUUGAGUUCUUGAUAUGCUAUGCACUUUGUCGCAAUGUUAAAGAACUUUACAUUGCCAACCUUUGUGUUGAUGAUGAUGUUUGUAACUGGAAAUACAGUUUCUCUGCAUGUAAGUCGCUCACUGUUCUGAAGAUA
This is a messenger RNA of Cucumis melo (muskmelon), 2162 nucleotides long. RefSeq names its product stemmadenine O-acetyltransferase-like. The record is from RefSeq and is a predicted model, not a curated record. Lineage: Eukaryota; Viridiplantae; Streptophyta; Magnoliopsida; Cucurbitales; Cucurbitaceae. Bases 37 to 1422 code for a protein of 461 amino acids. The transcript is spliced from 3 exons.